AUUUUAUUUUCUAUAUAAAAUGGAUUAUCUUAUUUUAAUUAAUUUAAAAAAAUUUUUUUUUGAAAGCAGCAUUGCCCGAAAGAAAGGAUCACAUUAGAGUUAUGCUUUGGUACCUCGUCCUCACUGCCUUUCUAUGCGCUAGGAUUCUCUUAACGGCUUCUCAAAAGGUUGCUGGCUCAACUAACGAUACUCUCCGCGACAUGGAGCUUUUUCUUUUGUCCCAAAAGAUGGACAUUCCCGAUAACGCCACCUCGGCCUUCGGCGAAUCGCCGCCGUGCAUCGUGAUGUUGGACAAAUCUCAACGCUCUAUCGAUUCAUCAGACAAUAACUCGACCUGUAAUCCUGAAACGUUCGUUGGAAUAAUGACGUCCCUCAUGAAUCUCUAUUGUAUUAUCCCUGAUUUUUGUCGACCCGAACCUUUCAAUCAUCAGCUGUCACCUAUCACUUACCCUCAACCCAUCAGAAUCCAAGACGUCUUAUGGAAAUGGUUCCCUGUAGGUGUCAAUAAAAUUUACUUGAAAUUUGUGAUAAGACUCAAUGGCAAUCAAUCCAGUGAUUCUGCCAAUUCCGACUCCUAUAUUCCUACCAGGGCUAUUCAAACUUGUAUAUCACGUUCUCAGGAUAUCAUUGAAGCUAAAUUGCGGUGCAAGAUAGUGAAUCCAAUCAAAACAUACUACACUUACGCUUUUUGGCUCGUUCCUUUGGUGGCCGGAUUUUUGUUCUUCUCUAUUCUGGGAGCCGUAGUGCUGGUGUACCAUGUGUGGAAUCCCAAAUUCGAGGAAAAAAUGACGAGUAGAUUGAUUCAAAAAGAUGAAGAGAUUUCGGAAUUGAUUGACAACAAAAGCGUUAUAUGAAGAAUUCGGCCAUGGAUAAAAUAAUCUUCUUUACAAUUCACUCAAAAAUCAUGAAACGAAACAAUCAUUAAUAAAAUGAUCUAUAUAAAUAAAUAUCUCAUUAUACAAUAUGUAAUUUGUAAAUUAAUUUUUAUUUUCGCAUAUAUAGGGAAAAGUUAGUCAAUUGACUGAAAGUCCAUUUAACCUUACAAAUACUUAACUCUGUGCUAAAUAUGUAAAAU
Gordionus sp. m RMFG-2023 is the source of this 1075-nucleotide messenger RNA. RefSeq lists its product as uncharacterized. The record is from RefSeq and is a predicted model, not a curated record. Lineage: Eukaryota; Metazoa; Nematomorpha; Gordioida; Chordodea; Parachordodidae. Bases 102 to 854 code for a protein of 250 amino acids. The transcript has 7 exons.